Molecule: messenger RNA, 1763 nt
Organism: Cucumis melo (muskmelon)
Lineage: Eukaryota; Viridiplantae; Streptophyta; Magnoliopsida; Cucurbitales; Cucurbitaceae
Product: UPF0481 protein At3g47200-like
Exons: 2
Coding region: 141-1571 (476 amino acids)
Source: RefSeq, a predicted model, not a curated record
UUCACGUUUUCUUCUGAUCUCUUUAGUCAUCCGGCAGCAAACAAUUAUUAUAUUAUUUGAUCAUCCCUUUCAAUUGAUUGGCUAAGAUGAUAUCCGAUAACAAGAUUGUGGCAUAAUCAUCAAGCAAAAACUGUUACAAUAUGGAAGCAAUUGGUGAGGAGAUUGAUGAAGUAAACUUUGAUAUUUGUGAUAAAGUUGAGAAAUCCAUGGGAGAGAUGUUGGAAAAACUGCCUCCCCUUCAUAAAGAAAGCAGCAUCUAUCGAGUUCCCAAACAACAACGCGAGAUGAAUCCUAAAGUCUAUCUCCCUCAAUUUAUUUCCAUUGGUCCUUAUCACUAUAAGACUCAAGAGAAUUUGAAAGCCAAUGAACAAUAUAAGUUUCGAGCUUUCAUUAAAUUUCUAUAUCGUAUGAUCAAUAGAGAUUAUGAAUAUAGUCAAGAAUCGUUGAAGGGAAUCCUGAAAGCUGGAACACUGAAGCACAUUGUAAAAACAUCUCAUUGUUGGACGAAACAAGUUUGGAAUAGCUAUGCAUCAUCCAUAAACAUGAAAGAGGAGGAGUUCAUUAUAAUGAUGCUUGUAGAUGCUUGCUUUAUAAUAGAUUUUCUUCUCGAUCCAAGUUUCUACAUAGGAUUAAUAUUUGACAUAUAUAUUGAUUUGAUAAAGUUGGAAAAUCAACUUCCUUUGUUUCUUCUUCAAAGAUUGGCUUACCUUUUACCCAUAACCCCAAAUCCUUGCUUCCCUGGACUAGUUAUUGCAAGAAUUUCUGGGAUUUCUGAUAUAUAUACAUUUUCUUCUAUGCACGACCCGUGUGAUAUAGAACCAAAACACUUUGUCGAUUAUUUAAAUUUCUACUUCCCACAACCCCUUUAUGAUAUGACGUACAAUAAGCAGCAGGAGGAAAAUUAUGGAAAGAAGAAGAGUCAUGUAAGUUUCAUCCACCCAUACUUUUGUGAUUUUUGGAAUAAGAUGAUCCACUGUGCGAAGAACGAAAAGAAAAAAAAGAGGGAAAAGAGGCAGAUGCCUCCAUCCAUAACUGAGCUUUGGGAGGCUGGUGUAACCAUAAAGAAAGCAGAAAAUCCCAAAUCUAUAACCAGCAUUACCUUCAAAAGUGGAGUUUUGGAAAUCCCGCACUUAAAUAUUCAUGACAGCUUUGAGAUCCUUAUGCGAAACCUAAUAGCAUUUGAGCAAUUUUCUGAUCCAUCGAAGAAGAAGACAUGUGUUAUCGAAUAUAUCUUAUUUCUGGAUCAUUUGAUAAGUACAGAAAAAGAUGUGCGUUUACUUGUGAAAGUGGGAGUCAUAAACAACUCAAUUGGCGGCAGCGAUAAAGAAGUUUCAGAUCUAUUUAACGACCUAUGUAAAUAUGUGACAAUUUCAAAAUCUUCCCCAUACACUGAAAUCAUCAACAAUUUAUGUGAGCAUUGCGAUGAAUGGUGGAACAGGGCGAUGGCCUCACUCAUACAUAACUAUUUCAAUACACCAUGGGCUAUUAUCUCAUUCUUUGCAGGAGCACUCCUCCUUAUUCUCACCCUUCUUCAAACCAUUUUCUCUGCCAUCUCUGCAUUUCCUACCUAACUCAAACCUAUAUCCCUUGUCUUUAAUUGUGUUAUAUAAGAGUGUGCGUGUUUCGAUAUUAUUAUUAUUAUCAUCCUUACUAUUGUGUUUUAUAUAAUUAUAUGUUAUGACUUAAUGAUAUAUUUAUUCACUGAUGUUCAUUUUCUAUUGAAUAAAAUUAAGCAGCCCAUUGGGCUCUUUAGCCUUUGCCUA